AUGGCCCACAUGUUAAGCAAUAAACGACUUGCAAUGUAAGCUGGUUAGUCGUUUUUUUGAAAACCUCGAAUGGGUGUGCAGUGCCCAACACCUAAGGUGACCGAUAAUUAAUGCUGUGUUUAUAAACGGCCAGAUCGCAGACGGUCAAAAUUUAAACAUAGCUACUCAGGAAAUCUCACACGAAUCACGAAAAGCCGUAGUGAAUGCUUGCGUUAUCAUUAUAAACAUGCGUAUGAUAGCAUAGGAAUUGCAGCUUAUAAAAAUGUCACCCUCUGUACGUCCACAACUUCAAUAUGUUGCUGUCCUUGAUCAAAAAGGUAUCGGGAAACUCAAGUGAACAUUAUUUUCGCUCCAGCGAUCGAAUGAUUCUCCUCACAUGAAAAUGACACUGCUAAGAAUGCUUUACUUCUGAAAAAUAAGUUGUUUCACUCUCCGAUGUUGCUCCUAGCCUAACUGGUAAUAUUCGAACACACAACAGCAAAGAGAGGUUUUAGUACAGCCAACGCUCUAGCCACCUGAGAUACGUCGCCCCACCGGACGACGCGAGUUUAAUUACAUUUGCGUCAAGUUUACCCGUUCGAUCUACUGCACCGUCUUUAAUCCACCUAAUCUGAUACAGUAAGCUGAAUUUCCAAGCAGGAUUUAUUAAUUUAUACGCCUAGAAUCCACCAAAUGGCUACGAGUCUCACGUAAUUCAUAGGUAUUAUGGCAGAUACGGUUAAGGUAGCGUCGUCCGAUGGAGCCUCUUAGCACGUGUGACUAGAGCGUUGGCCAUACUAAGGCUUCCCCACCGAGGCUCCGAGUAUUUCAUAUGCGUAUCAAAAUGACUCGUCUGUGUACUUGAGUUUAAUACGGCAAUAUUGACAAUAGUCGGCCAAGCUGAAAUAGGCUCGUCUUGUCAGUCAAAAUAAGGAGGUAUGGGUUACUUGACAAAGUUAAACCCCUGCUGUCGUGGGUUCGAUUCCCAUCGUGUCACCGAGGGUUUACAGUUCGAUUGCGGUGGAUACGUGAGUCCUUAGGAAAUAUAUUCUGUAAGCUGAGGGGGCUCUCGGUUCUGACGGAUAGGCAGUUUAAGACUGUAGAGUGGUUAUACCUUCAGGUGUGGCACAACACUGACAUGUCAGGAAAAUUCCCUGCAAGCUGGUGGCAAACAUGCAGAUCUGUAUUUCGUUUUACGAAUGUUGCACUGAUUGAAUUAGAACCCCUGUCAUCAUUAUUCACAAACCAAGUGACAGACGAGAGCAGAUCACGCCACUCUGGGUGCAGCGAUGUGCACUAAAAUUUACUGAUCCGAUGCGGAGGGAGGGAGCUGGCUGGGUGGGGUUUCGUAUGUGCAGAUUGCAGGCGCGCUGGUGUUGUGUGUUAUCAGGGUGGGGCAUCGAUUCUCGGGAAAGAAGAGGAUGACGCACUCUCUACACGAACUUCUCUUCAGUCUCACAGCGUUUGGAGCCCUGAAUUACGCUAGCCCUUCGCCAAAGCUUCAUGUAGCCAUAGGUGAUCGAGAUGGUGGUGUGCAAUUUCUGUCUUUCAGCGGCUGUACGUUACACUAAGUCUGCUGUAGAGCGUGAUGUCGAACAGGGUUAGACAAUCACCGGUCAAAAUCGCACUGCAUGAAUAUUGUACAGGCUUAUGGUUUGAUCUUGGAAAGGAUAAGCGACGGUGGCGUAAGUGACAGAGUUAGAGCGAGAAAGUUUAAAUCAGAUGAUGCGUCGGCUCCAUGGUGGCAUGAGGGCACGAGGCCCAGACAAUGGGGCCUGGCAGGAGACCAGAAGUUAAGCUACCCCCAGGUAAGCUGAAUAUUGCCUUGUUGUCUUUGCCUGCUCGCCAUCUCCAUUCCAGGAACGAGCUAGCUCAACGGCUAGACAACCUUCCUAUCGCUGCUGCCGCCGCCGAGGCCGUCGAUCUCGCUGACGAGAACGCCUCCGUUGAGAACCGCUGGUGUCAACUGCGGGAUACAAUCCAGUCGACAGCGCUAGACGUCCUCGGUCGCGCAGGCCGGCAACACCAGGACUGGUUUGACGACAACGACGCCGCCAUCAGCAAUCUGCUCGUCGAGAAGAACCGCCAAGACAAAGCCUACUUAGAUCACCCCACUGCGGACAACAAAGCUGCUUUCUACCGCAGUUGCCGCCACCUUCAGCAACAACAGCGCGAGAUGCAGGACGCCUGGACUGCUCGCAAAGCUGAGGAGAUCCAAGGAUACGCAGACCGCAACGAAUGGAAGAACUUCUUCGCCGCUACUAAAACUGUCUACAGUCCGCCGACGAAGGGCACUGCUCCUCUCCUCAGCGCUGACGUUAGUACCCUUCUGACCGAGAAGACACAAAUUCUCCAGCGUUGGACUGAACACAUCCGAGGCGUCCUCAACCGCCCCUCCGCCAUCUUUGACGCUGCCAUCGACUGAUUACCGCAAGUGGAGACCAACGUGGAACUCGACCUCCCGCCAUCUCUGCAGGAAAACAUCACGGCCGUGCAGCAGCUCUCCAGCGGGAAAGCACCCGGAUCGGACGCAAUCCCUGCUGAGAUCUACAAGCACGGCGGUCGCCAACUGAUGGAUCACCUGACUGCGCUCUUCCAGGAGAUGUGGCGUUCAGGUGAAGUCCCGCAAGAUUUCAAAGACGCAACCAGCGUGCAUCUCUUCAAGGGGAAGGGGAAUCGCCAAGUCUGCGACAAUCACCCUGGCGUCUCCUUACUGAACAUCGCCGGGAAAAUUUUCGGUCGCAUCCUCCUCAAUCACCUGAACAACCAUCUGGAACAGGGCCUUCUGCCGGAAAGUCAAUGCGGCUUCCGUCGUCAUCGAGGGACCACGGAUAUGAUCUUCGCCGCCCGUUAA
Spirometra erinaceieuropaei is the source of this 2833-nucleotide messenger RNA. The record is from the annotation of a GenBank genome assembly. Lineage: Eukaryota; Metazoa; Platyhelminthes; Cestoda; Diphyllobothriidea; Diphyllobothriidae.